Opisthocomus hoazin is the source of this 1701-nucleotide messenger RNA. RefSeq names its product LIM homeobox 2 (gene LHX2). NCBI's taxonomy places the organism in Eukaryota, Metazoa, Chordata, Aves, Opisthocomiformes, Opisthocomidae. Gene Ontology annotation, molecular function: DNA-binding transcription factor activity, RNA polymerase II-specific; RNA polymerase II transcription regulatory region sequence-specific DNA binding. Gene Ontology annotation, cellular component: nucleus. Gene Ontology annotation, biological process: neuron differentiation; regulation of transcription by RNA polymerase II. The record is from RefSeq and is a predicted model, not a curated record.
AUGCUUUUCCACAGUCUGUCCGGCUCGGAGAUGCACGGGGUCAUCGACGAGAUGGAUCGGAGAACCAAAAGCGAAGCACCGGCCAUCAGCUCGGCUAUAGACAGGGGAGAGACCGAAACGACCAUGCCUUCCAUCAGCAGUGACCGGGCUGCCCUGUGCGCCGGCUGCGGGGGGAAAAUCUCCGACCGUUAUUACCUCCUGGCUGUGGAUAAGCAGUGGCACAUGCGCUGCCUGAAGUGCUGUGAAUGUAAACUCAACCUGGAGUCCGAGCUCACCUGCUUCAGCAAGGACGGCAGCAUUUACUGCAAGGAGGAUUACUACAGGAGGUUUUCGGUGCAGAGAUGCGCCAGAUGCCACCUGGGGAUCUCCGCCUCCGAGAUGGUGAUGCGGGCCAGGGACUUGGUUUAUCACUUAAACUGCUUCACUUGCACCACUUGCAACAAGAUGCUGACCACCGGCGACCACUUCGGCAUGAAGGACAGCCUGGUGUACUGCCGGCUCCACUUCGAGACGCUCAUCCAGGGGGAGUACCCGGCCCACUUCAACCACUCGGACGUGGCCGCGGGGAAGGGCCCGGCGCUGGGAGCGGGCUCCGCCAGCGCCUUGGGACUGCCUUACUACAACGGCGUGGGGACUGUCCCGAAGGGGGCCAGGAAGAGGAAGAGCCCGGGGCCGGGGGCGGACCUGGCAGCCUACAACGCAGCUUUAAGUUGCAAUGAAAACGAUGGUGACCACCUGGAUAGAGACCAGCAAUACCCCAGCAAUCAAAAAACAAAGCGUAUGAGGACAUCAUUCAAACACCACCAGUUGCGGACAAUGAAGUCAUACUUUGCUAUUAACCACAAUCCUGAUGCCAAGGACUUGAAACAGCUAGCUCAGAAAACCGGCCUGACCAAGAGAGUCCUUCAGGUUUGGUUUCAAAAUGCUCGAGCCAAAUUCAGACGGAACCUCUUACGUCAAGAAAACACAGGGGUGGAUAAGACUUCAGACUCAACACUCCAAGCAGGGACCCCAUCAGGUCCUGCCUCAGAAAUAUCCAAUGCCUCCAUGAGUCCAUCCAGCACUCCCACUACUUUAACGGACUUGACUAAUCCUACUAUGCCUACUGUGACAUCUGUCUUGACGUCAGUGCCGGGAAGCCUUGAGGUUCAUGAAUCUCGAAGUCCUUCACAGACAACUCUUACAAAUCUUUUCUGAUGACUAUUUCCUAAUAAUUUCUUUAAAAAAGAAAUUAUUCUUAGUUGAAAUUCCAAGUGUAUUUUAAUAGAGGCUUUGAGCAACUGACUAACCACAAUUAGGAUCUCUCCUAAAAAACGGAAGGAAAUGUAGUGUUCUGGUAUUACGGAGUAUAGACUGAAGAAUAACUUGGAAGAUCUACUGCAACACAACAUUUGUGUAACUGUACAGUUUUGUGGACUGAGCAAGGGAAACAGCAAUUAAUUUAAGUUGGCUAAAGCUUCUGUAUUUUCAAAGACUGCCAUGUGCCUUAUAUACUGUUUUAUCUACAUACUUUGGAUUCCAUGUCUACUUCUCUCUUUUUCUCUCUGUAUAUUUAUGACCAGGGCAAAAAUGUUAAGAGUUUGUUACUUUGAAUAGUCCUAAGCCUUUCAUUGGUUGCUUUGUUGUUUUAGAAUUUUAAGGUCGAAAUCUGUUCGAAUACCAGAAUUUGUAAAAUCUAACAGUAAUAAAACCACUUAUGGA